CACUUUCGUAAUUUUCUUUUCCAAAAUAAUAUGUUGAAAAUUUCAGUAUAAUUUUUUCUUAUUACACUCAACGUAUUGUAAAUUGUAUAUAAUUUCUUGUUAUUAUUACUAUUAUUUGUUUUCUUUUACAACUUUAUUUGUUGUAAUGACUUUCCUAUGAACAAUUCUGUCUUAAAACUCCGCAUGGUUCUUCCUAUUACUGUUUUUAUUUUAGUGGCAUUUUAACCUUAUAUUAAUAACUAUGUCGUGGAUUUUUGGAAUGGGUGGUAGCAACAAUUCAGAACCACCCAACUUAGAAGAGAUAACGGGUCUUUCAGAAAAAAAACCUGCUCCACCACAAACAUCAUCUAGUGGUGAGGCAUAUAAAUUUGAUUCAUCUGCCCUUGAACGUGCUGCACAAGCUGCCAAAGAAUUAGAGAAAUCAAAACAUGCCAAAGAAGCACUUGAAUUGGCUAAACAACAAGAAACAACUAAGCAAAUUGAAUAUCAGUCUAAAAUCAAAGAAUAUGAAGUGCAUUUAGAACAAGUUCGCAAUGAACAAAAACGAGCUGAACUCGAAGAACGAAAAAAAUUGCUGGCAGAAGAAACUAAACAGCAUCAGUUACGCUCACAGUAUCAAGAUCAAUUAGCUCGUAAAAGGUAUGAAGAUCAACUUCAGCAACAACGAGCGUCUAAUGAAGAGAACCUAAGGCGUCAAGAAGAAUCUGUAGCUAAACAAGAAGCAAUGAAAAAAGCUACAAUUGAACAUGAAAUUGAGAUGAAAUCUAAGUUAGAUGCUAAAAAAACUGAAGCAAAGGCAUUAGCUAGAGCAAAAGCAGAAAGGGAGAAUCAUGACUUAAUUUUAGAGCAAAUAAAAAUAAAAGCUUCUGAACAUCGGCAGACUGUUUUAGAAUCAAUAAAAACUGCUGGUUCGAUAUUUGGCAGUGGAGCAAACGCUUUGUUAACAGAUUGGGACAAAACACUGAUGGCAGCAGGAGGAUUGUCGCUUUUAGCACUAGGGAUUUACAGUGCUAAAGGAUUUACCAAUGUAACGGCUAAAUAUGUAGAGUCCCAACUAGGUAAGCCAUCAUUGGUACGUGAAACAUCUAGAUUUUCAUUAUUAGAAACAAUAAGACAUCCAAUUUUGACUUUAAAAGAACUGAAAACAAAAAAAAGUAGUGCAUUGAAAGAUGUUAUCUUGCCCCCUAAAUUAGAAUCUAGAUUAGGUGAAGUAGCUAUUGCAACUUUAAAUACAAAGAAAAACCGUGGAAUGUACAGAAAUAUCCUCAUGUAUGGACCACCGGGUACUGGAAAAACAUUAUUCGCUAAAAAAUUGGCUAUGCAUUCUGGUAUGGAUUAUGCUAUACUUACUGGUGGUGAUGUAGCCCCGUUAGGAAAAGAUGGUGUGACAGAAAUGCAUAAAGUUUUUAAUUGGGCAAAUAAUUCUAGAAAAGGCUUAUUAUUAUUUGUCGAUGAAGCCGAUGCAUUUUUACGCAAACGUAGCUCUGAAAUGAUAAGUGAAAACUUGCGUGCCACUCUCAAUGCGUUUUUAUAUAGAACUGGAGAUCAAUCAAACAAAUUCAUGUUAGUUUUGGCUAGUAAUACACCAGAGCAGUUUGAUUGGGCUGUAAAUGACAGAUUAGAUGAAAUGGUUGAGUUUGGUCUGCCUGGAAAAGAAGAACGUGAGCGUCUAAUAAUGUUAUAUUUUGAUAAAUAUGUUCUUACACCAGCUACCACCAAAGGCAAAGUUAAACUUAAUGUCGAAAAAUUCGACUACAGUGCUCUGUGUAAACAAAUGGCAGAUAUAACCUCUGGUAUGUCGGGCAGGGAAAUUGCCAAAUUAGGAGUAGCAUGGCAAGCAGCGGGUUAUACUUCAGAAGAUGGUCUGUUAACUAAAGAUAUGAUUCUUAGUCGAUGUGAAGAUGCUAUCAAACAGCACAAACAAAAGAUGGAGUGGAUGAGUGACAAAGAAAAAAGUGAUUCAAGAUAUACAGCCCAAAAAAGUAUAAGUUAAGUUAUACUCUAUGUCUCAUCAUUGUAGUUUGGUACCAAAGGAAUAGUUCACAUAUAUAUGUAUAUUGUUAUAUUUCGUAUAAAUCUAUUCAAGUGGGUGUUUAUUUUAGCAAACUCUAGAUAAUUCCAUUACUGUAAAGUAUAAUUAUUUUGUAAAAUAAAUUGUUUAGUGUAGAUCAUAGAAUAUCUACACAGAUGUCAACUAUUAUCAAAGAAAACCGAAUAAACACAAUGUUGACAAUA
Molecule: messenger RNA, 2235 nt
Organism: Adelges cooleyi (spruce gall adelgid)
Lineage: Eukaryota; Metazoa; Arthropoda; Insecta; Hemiptera; Adelgidae
Gene: bor
Product: ATPase family AAA domain-containing protein 3
Exons: 12
Coding region: 242-1993 (583 amino acids)
Biological process (GO): mitochondrion organization
Cellular component (GO): mitochondrion
Molecular function (GO): ATP hydrolysis activity; zinc ion binding; ATP binding
Source: RefSeq, a predicted model, not a curated record